AUGAAUGAUUUACUCUUAAGGGUGGCAGGACUUAAUGCAAAUGAAUGUAGAAGAAACUGUCAGCUGCACUGUGCUUCAACCAAUAGAAGCACAGCUCCAUCUUGGCUGUGCACUAGACUGCAUUACAAACAGACGAUACCAUCGCUUCAACAGCAGCCUUUCAGACAAGAGGUAGCAAUACAAGAAGUAGAAUCUGUAAGAAUGGCCUCCUUGAGCUCCAGCCUCUGGAAUGAAACCACUACAUCUGUUUAUCAGUACCUUGGGUUUCAAGUUCAAAAAAUUUACCCUUUCCAUGAUAACUGGAACACUGCCUGCUUUGUUAUUCUGCUUUUAUUUAUAUUUACAGUGGUAUCUUUAGUGGUGCUGGCUUUCCUUUAUGAAGUGCUUGACUGCUGCUGCUGUGUAAAAAACAAAACUGUGAAAGACUUGAAAAGUGAACCUAACCCUCUUAGAAGUAUGAUGGACAACAUCAGAAAACGUGAAACUGAAGUGGUCUAG
Molecule: messenger RNA, 498 nt
Organism: Molossus molossus (Pallas's mastiff bat)
Lineage: Eukaryota; Metazoa; Chordata; Mammalia; Chiroptera; Molossidae
Gene: SMIM18
Product: small integral membrane protein 18
Exons: 2
Coding region: 1-498 (165 amino acids)
Source: RefSeq, a predicted model, not a curated record